AUGGCGCAAUCAUUCCGAUUACAGACAUUCGAGUCGCAGAUCUUGAGCCUGCUCCAUCGCGAGCGCGGAAUAAAGGUUACCUCCAGCCACUGUAUACCUACCGAGAAUCGCAGCCGGUGGUCGAUUCCAUCUCUCUUGUCCGCCAUAGCUCUCACACUUCAGAGCAAUCAACACGUCGCCGAGGCGACUGCAUUGCACGAUGCUGUCGAAAGAAUCACUGCAGACAAGAACUUCGGUGGAUUGGCUUUACGCGACGACGAACAUGAUUUGCUAUCUGAGAUCGAUUAUGAGAGCGCUGCGUUCAUAGUAGAAGGGAUGUUAAUGUCCGUGAGUGCGGAGGAAUCGUCGCGAUGCUUUCUUCCUUUGUCGGGCUCAGUUCCCGCCACAGGACCAAUGACACUGGCACAAAAGAUCUUCAUGCAGCAUCUAGUCGGCGGGAAUCCAGCAGCUGUUCAACUGCGAGCCGGCACUGUUGUUCGCGUAGGCCUCGACUGGGUUCUUUCGUCGGAGUUAUCUUGGCAGGUGCGUAUGAGGCUUCGGCGAGUUUAG
Penicillium paradoxum is the source of this 549-nucleotide messenger RNA. RefSeq lists its product as uncharacterized. The transcript has a single exon. The record is from RefSeq and is a predicted model, not a curated record. NCBI's taxonomy places the organism in Eukaryota, Fungi, Ascomycota, Eurotiomycetes, Eurotiales, Aspergillaceae. Bases 1 to 549 code for a protein of 182 amino acids.